AUGGCCACCAUCAGUGCUGACUUUGAUGACUCCUUCAGCACUGAGGACAGCUAUAGCUACAUCUUCUUAGACCCAGAGACCCCCACAGCCAAAGGCUUGUACUUUCAGCGGGCUCAGCUGCUCUGUGGCCCCGCGGCAUCAUGCCUCUACCUGAACCCCUCCCAGAAGGCCCUCAUCAACGUGGGGGGCAUCCAGUACGCCUUCCCCUGGAGCACCCUGGAGGAUUUCCCUGAGAGCCGCCUGAGUCGCCUGCGCUCCUGCACCACCCUGAGGGAGAUAGCAAAGUUUUGUGAUGACUACGACGAGAUGCGACACGAGUUCUUCUUCGACCGUGACCCUUUGGCCUUUAGGGCCAUCCUCAACUUCCUGGCCAAAGGGAAGUUGCGUCUGCUGCGGGAGGUCUGCAAUGUGGCCCUGCACAUUGAGCUGCUAUACUGGGGCAUCAACUUAGGACAGAUGGAGGUCUGCUGCCGCCAACGGGUGAUCCACUGCGUGGAAGACGUGGCCGAGCACGAGCGCAAGGAGGAGGAGUGGCGCGAGAGGCGGAGGGCGCUGAGGGCUUCUGUGGCUCAGGGCGGCCUGUUCAGCAUGCUGGGAGAAGCCGUGGAGAACCCUCACUCAGGUGCAGCAGGGAAGGUGUUCGCCUUCCUGUCCAUCUCCAUGGUGGUGGUCACUGUGGUCAGCCUGUGCAUGAGCUCCAUGUCAGACCAGCAAGAGGAAGAAGCCAUGGGUAAAUGCUCCCAAAAGUGUCGCAACCUGUUUGUGGUGGAGUCUGUUUGUGUGGCUUGGUUCUCCAUUGAGUUUCUCGUGAGAUUUCUCCACACACAGAGCAAGCUUGAGUUUGCCCGCGGCCCUCUGAACAUAAUCGAUGCUGUUGCCAUCUUGCCCUUCUACGUCUCCCUGCUGGAUCUCAGGUCUGGGCCUGUUGGGGACACCGAGGACGGUACAGGAAAGAGCACCCUGGAUAAACUGGGUCUGAUCCUGCGUGUGAUGAGGGCCCUGCGGAUCCUCUACAUCAUGAGACUGGCCCGCCACUCUCUGGGUCUGAAGACCUUGGGGCUGACUAUCCAGCGCAGUGUGACGGACUUCGGCCUGCUGCUGCUCUUUGUGUGCGUGGCUGUGACUCUCUUCUCUCCACUCAUACACCUGGCUGAGAGUGAGCUGGCCCCCCACGCCGCCAAGUCCCCCAUGGUCAGCUUCAGCAGCAUCCCAGCAUCGUACUGGUGGUCCAUCAUCGCCGUCACCACGGUGGGGUACGGCGACAUGGUGCCACGCAGCGUACCGGGCCAAGUGGUGGCACUGAUCAUCAUCUUGUCAGGGAUCCUCCUUCUGUCGUUCCCUUCCACUUCCAUCUUCCUCAAGUUCCAACACACCUACAGGGAGAUGAAGGAGGAGCACAACCGGCUGUGGAAGGAGGAGAGGGGCCACGAGCUGGCCAGCGAGGCGGAGGAGAGCAUGAGAGAAAGAGACAGUUGGCCGGAUAACUGUCCAGAAAGAGACAUAUUACCUCGUCUUAUGACCUUGUAA
Molecule: messenger RNA, 1527 nt
Organism: Trematomus bernacchii (emerald rockcod)
Lineage: Eukaryota; Metazoa; Chordata; Actinopteri; Perciformes; Nototheniidae
Product: potassium voltage-gated channel subfamily G member 4-like
Exons: 2
Coding region: 1-1527 (508 amino acids)
Biological process (GO): potassium ion transmembrane transport; protein homooligomerization
Cellular component (GO): voltage-gated potassium channel complex; membrane
Molecular function (GO): delayed rectifier potassium channel activity
Source: RefSeq, a predicted model, not a curated record